GACAAUGUGAACUCUUUGGUGCAGUAAAUCAAGCUAUUUCCUACGAGCAAUUACCAGUUAUUAGGAUUGCUACCGGAACUGGCAUGGAACAAGCUCACCUUGAGCUGGCAAUCGAACUUGGAUGUCAAUCGUACAUAACAAUCACAGAAGGAGUAAACUCAUUUUUCGACAUUAAAAUCGCCGUUAAGGAUCGUACGAGUCAACGAAGGCGUGAUAGAUUAUUUUUGAUUUUUGUCGAAAAAAUGUCCAACCUCGAAAACAAUCGGUUUUCAGAAGAAGCAUUUAACUUUUAUCCAAAUUUGUGGUUUAUGACACCUUCGAAAAAUCUUGAAAACGGAUUCGAUUUCUACACUCAAAACUUCACGAAUGCAGGCUCGACAAAGCUUUACCAAGAAAAUAGUUUCAAUGUAGAGAAAUCAUACUUCACGUCGAACGCCAGCUUGUUCUACGACAAACUCUCCAAUUUGUGCGGAAGGUCCAUCCGAACGGGGAUAGUGGACUACGUCCCGUACGGUACUACUGAAUUUGUUGGCGCCAACAGAGGAAAUGUUGACGCUGUGAACUCUAGCCUGUCGAAAGAGUUACAUACUGAGGGAUUCGAAGGUACUUUGAUUGUGGAGUUCUGCAAGUUUUUCAAGUGCAAUCUUAAGGUGUGGCCUUUUGGACCUGAUAACUGGGGAUACAUAAAUGAUACCGAAAACGGUGAAGGAAUGCUUUUUUCGCCGUUAAACAAAAAGACGGAGAUUAUCAUUUCUUCCAUUUACUAUCAGUGGAUAUGCCAGUUUCUGGACUACAGCAGUCCAAUUGCUUAUUCAUCGAUAUUGAUAUUGGUCCCAAGGGCAAAACUCUUGCCAACCGUGUUGACACCGCUGUAUCCGUUCGAUCCCUCACUAUGGCUUACGAUAUUCAUAUCAUUAAUAGGGAUGACGGUAGUUCACUACGGUAUCAGCACACUGAAUCUGUUUGGAUCACCAAAACCUCGGUUUGAAAAGUCAAUCUUUGAUAUGAUCUCCAUUUACUUGGACCAAGCGAUCAUACACAACAAAAGCUCCUUGUCGUACCAAAUACUAAUAUCAAGCGUACUUCUGUCCGGAGUUGUGCUUAGCAAUUCUUACUCAGGAGGACUCGCAAGCGUUCUGACCGUUCCAAGAUAUGGCAAAUCCCUUGACACCAUCCACGACUUCGCCCAGAGCCCGUACCGCUGGGGAAUUCCAGCAAUCGCUUGGGUUCUAGCAAUCGUUGAUGCAGAAUCAGUCGAUCUCAAAACCGUCGUCAAAAAGUUUGACGUCAUUCCGGACGAAGAAAACUUCUACCACCGCACCCUAUCCGGGGACUUUGGCGUCGGAAUCGAAUUCCUCAACAGUCAAAAGAUAACCGUCGGGCCGUACAUCCGCGAGGACAACGUGCACCUGUUUGAGCUACCCAAGGAGAUGUUGUACUACAGCUACACCACGGUUGCAGCCCAGCGGGGCUGGCCCGUAAUGGAGCAGUUGAACCACUUCAUCCUGAUGGCCAACCAACACGGACUGGUGCUGCACUGGGAAAGGCGAGCUCUGCGCAAGAAUCAGAGCACCAGGAUGGAGGUGGCGCUGGAUCCGACGAUUUCCAGACGGCAGCAGGACGAGGUGGUUCAAGUGCUGACUGUGGAACAUAUUUUUGGGCCGAUUUUUAUUCUGCUUGUUGGAGCUGCUUUUGCGACUGGGAUAUGGGUUGAAUUUAUUCUAGAUUUCCCAAAUUUCUGGAUUGUAACACCUUCCAAAUCACUCGGAUACGAGAUUUUCACUCAAAACUACUCUACGAAGGAUUCGUCACAACUCUCGUCUGAGAAUAGUUUUGAUAUUUUGAAAGCAUCAAACUCGUCGACAUUUUCGGAUAAAAUAUUUGAUUUGGGUGGACGGGACGUCAACGUGGGGGUUGUCGACUACGGUCCGUACUGUUUGACGGAAAAUGUUGGUGAAAAUCGGGGGAAUGCGGACGCCUUCAACUCUACGCUGAGAAAGGAACUCCAGAUCGAAGGUUUGGAGGGAAAUUUGAUUAUCGAGUUUUGCAAACUGAGGAACUGUACCCUUAAGCUGCUACCUUUUGGACCGGACAACUGGGGCUACAUCGACGAGAACGGAACUGGCGAUGGAAUGUUGUACGCGACAUACCUGAAAAAGACGGAGCUAUCGAUUUGCUGUACCUCUUUCGAUUGGGUCAAAGACAUUCUCGACGGCAGUCAAUCGAUCGCUUACUCGUCCAUGAAGAUCUUGGUUCCACGAGCGAAACUACUGCCGACCUACCUUACUCCGGUCUAUCCUUUCAGUUCCAAGUUGUGGAUAUCGAUUUUCGUAACGUUGACCUCCAUGACCGUUGUACUCCACGGUAUUACGGCGCUAAACUCUUUUCGAGAUGCUCUGGACCAGCCUGCGUUUGUGAAGUCCAUCUUCGAUACGAUCGCGAUCUUCUUGGAUCAGGGAAUCUUUUUAAAUCUCAUUUGCUUUAUAAUGCUGUCCGGAGUCGUGCUCAGUAACUCCUACUCUGGUGGCCUUGCAAGUGUCCUCACUAUUCCAAGAUUCGAAAAAUCACUGGAUACGAUCCAUAACUUCGCCUUAAGCCAGUACCGGUGGGCAGCACCUUCAAUCGCUUGGACCUUCACCAUAGCUGACGCAGAAACGCCCGACCUCCAAGCAGUGGUCCGCAAAAUCGAGGUCAUCGCCGACCCGCAGCAACUCUACCAACGAUCCCUCCGCGGCGACAUCGGCAUCGGCAUCGAGCUGCUCAACAGCCAAAAGUUCUACGUGGGACCGUACGUCCGCGAGGACAACGUGCACCUGUUCGAGACGCUGAAAGAAAUCACCUACUACGACUACACGGCCGGAGUGUCCCAGCGGGGCUGGCCCCUGAUGGGGUACUUUAACAAGUUUGUGCUCGAGGUGGUCCAGGGAGGGUUCCUGAUCUACUGGGAGCGGGAAAUGCUGCGCAAGUUUCAAAGCAAUCGGCUCGCGUUGGCACUGGAACCGAUCAUAACGGGUCGGCGGCCGGACGUGGUCGUGCAGAGGUUGGCCGUGGGUCACAUUUUGGGACCGCUGUAUUUGCUGUUUAUUGGGACUGCGGUUGCGGCCGUGGUGUUUGUGCUGGAACUGGUUUGGUAUUCGGCUAAAGGGUAUCGGAAGGAUCGUCGAGUUAGUUCUUGGGAGUAG
Culex pipiens pallens (northern house mosquito) is the source of this 3182-nucleotide messenger RNA. RefSeq lists its product as uncharacterized. The transcript is spliced from 12 exons. Lineage: Eukaryota; Metazoa; Arthropoda; Insecta; Diptera; Culicidae. Bases 84 to 3182 code for a protein of 1032 amino acids. The record is from RefSeq and is a predicted model, not a curated record.